This is a messenger RNA of Suillus paluster, 1719 nucleotides long. RefSeq lists its product as uncharacterized. The record is from RefSeq and is a predicted model, not a curated record. Bases 178 to 1536 code for a protein of 452 amino acids. The transcript is spliced from 7 exons. NCBI's taxonomy places the organism in Eukaryota, Fungi, Basidiomycota, Agaricomycetes, Boletales, Suillaceae.
GCUAACCAUUUGACUGCCAUGUACGCUUGACUCACGCAACAACGAGUCGCUUUGUUUCCUGCAGUCACCAUAAAAAUCUCACUGUUUUCCUGAACGUCUGCGUCUGAGCUGUCGCCUCGAACGAACCGAAGGAGGGCCUUCCAGUGUACAACGCUCCGAAACCCCCUGAAUCGCCAGAUGGGGAACACAGUUCAACCAAUGCGCAGUUCCUUCGCGAACGCUGACCUUGUAGUGUGUGUUCUGACGUCUCUGCCUGACUUCCAUUGCCUUGCAUCAACAAUCUUGACCUCAAAGACCAUCUACAACGUCUUUCAACAACAUCCUCGCUCGAUUGUUCGCUCUGUAGCUUACAACUUGGUUGGAGCAGCCUUACCACAAGCAUUACGUUUGGUCCGGUGCCAACAUGCGCAACUGUAUUCCAAGCCUGUUGGUGAACUCUUGGGCGAUGAUGAUAUUGAGAAAAAUCCAGUACUUUCCAGUGAAGACAUCACAAGACUUGUAGUCAUUUUCAACUCCGUUCAAGAGCUCGAAAGUCUGUUUAGCUGGAGAAUGAAAGACCGAAGAUUCAAGACAAGUCAACUCUUCUUGGCGGAGUCGACACGAUUCCAGAAAGCGAUGUACAGAUUGUGCUUGUUCUCGGCCGUCUACGGCCGCGAAGCUUACGAGUCGGGCUCUGACACUGACUCAGAAGAAAUGGAGUCGGAACUCCAAGAAGCCCAGACACUACGAAAAGACUUCUUUGGUAGUUUUUCCACUCCUGAGCUGAGAGAAAUCCAAAGGGUUGAAUCGUUUUUGCGGGAAAUAUUGGCUCGGGCUGAGACUGUUAUUUUUCCUGCGAUUCCACCUACAACCAACAGCCUUCGGUCAUGCUAUGCGCUAUAUUGCGCUCCCCACAACGUGCUUGAUGUGUAUAAGGAGGGAUUAGACAUUAUAGAUGACUGGAUGGACGAUACUGACGAAAGCUUCUUUCAUGACUUCAUGAUUGGGCUAACGUCUGUCUUGGUCGAGAGGAAAGAACCAUCUGUUCUUCCCGUUAACCAAAAGCAGCCUAUAAUUGACGAGGUCAUUGGAGAGCAUGAUCGGUGCUCGCAAUGUCAAUCCGACACUGUCCAGGGGUUGGAUUUAUGGGGACCAAGUAACUGGAGCUACCUACGGGGCCCUCCGCCUCAUCAUUCAAUUACGCACUUACUGAAAGGUAAUCUCUGCGCAAAUCUUGCAGACAUAGCGCAUUUCACGACUGUGCUGCGAGAGACAUCAUCUGAGCAGCUAUUCGGGGGGUUAUUCGAUUACAAAACAUCGGCUUAUAACACCUGGAACAAAGAGGACUGGCUAUGUCAACAAUGCUUGGAGAAGUUCAUGCGCGACCAUCUACAUAUCUGGUACCUGGGUCAGAAGGUUCAGGGAGGACACGCGAUUCCAGACAACUGCUGGUAUGGAUAUAACUGUCGUACCCAAACACACAAACGAGCACAUGCUCAAAAACUGAAUCACUGGUGUGAGCCUAUCAAGGGAGAUGCCCCUCCGACCCAGCUUUGAGCAUCACGAAUUUUCUUACGGCUCUCAAACCAUCAUUCAUCAUGCUUCGUUUGUCAUUUCGAAUACUUUGUAUUUUUCGUAGGCGUGUGCAGGGAUUUGGUUGCGAUAGAACUGGUUCGAACGUCUCGUGGCAGGCUCUUUGUAUUCAAGCAUUCGUAUUUAAAAUGACAUGCAAUAGUGAUU